Molecule: messenger RNA, 1188 nt
Organism: Mercurialis annua (annual mercury)
Lineage: Eukaryota; Viridiplantae; Streptophyta; Magnoliopsida; Malpighiales; Euphorbiaceae
Product: flavonol 3-sulfotransferase-like
Exons: 1
Coding region: 65-1048 (327 amino acids)
Biological process (GO): sulfation
Cellular component (GO): cytoplasm
Molecular function (GO): sulfotransferase activity
Source: RefSeq, a predicted model, not a curated record
UAUACUAUUAGUCCAACAAGUAAAAUAACAUAAGAAAAAAACUCACUUCGAAUCAGCUCCAUUAAUGGACUCUGUCAAUCAAAAUAGAGAAACUGAAACAGAAGAAGAAGAUACAAAGAAGAGCCUCCCCAGUGACGAUCUCAGCAAGUACAUAAACACCAUCUCAACACUUCCCAAAACAAACUGUUUCGAGACAACUCUUUACAACUACCAGGGUUUCUGGUACCAACAUGAUUACGUUCUCGGAAAAAUGUUAGCCGAACAGAACUUCAAGCCUCAACCUUCCGACAUCAUCCUAUGUUCUUUUCCUAAAACAGGCACAACUUGGCUUAAAGCUCUCGCGUUUGCCAUAGUCACGCGCUCUCACUCCACAGCUGAAUUCCCUCACCAGUGCGUUCCAGUCAUCAAAGUCGGCGAUCAUCCCGAUCCAAGAACUCCACUCCUUGCUAGCCACAGCAGCUAUUCUUCUUUACCACCGUCCAUUGCAGAUUCAGGUUGUAAGAUUGUUUACAUAUGUAGGGAUCCAAAGGACGUGUUCGUGUCUCUUUGGUAUUUCCUUAAGAAAUUUCCAUAUGUUAAUCCUGAAAAAUAUCCUAGUUUAGAGCAAGGGUUCGAGUUAUUCUGUCAAGGACUUGUUCCUGCCGGGCCGUUUUGGGAUCAUGUUUUAGAGUAUUGGAAAGCCAGUUUGGAAUUUCCUGAAAGAGUUUUGUUUUUGGUGUAUGAAGAUAUGAAAAAAGAUUCUGUUUCUGUUGUUAAGAAGUUGGCUGAGUUCAUGGGAUACCCUUUUAGUAUGGAGGAAGAAGAACAAGAUUUGGUGCAAAAGAUUGUAGAUUCUUGUAGUUUUGAAGCUUUAAGUAAUUUGGAUGUCACUAAAAAUGGUGAGCAAUGGCCGAAUUCGCAGUUUACUGUUUCUAAUAGUUCUUUCUUUAGAAAAGGUGAAGUUGGGGACUGGAGGAAUCAUCUUACGGAGGAGAUGGCAAACCGUUUGGAUCAAAUAACAGAUGAAAAACUAGGUGCCUCUGGUUUUACUUAUUUUUCUCAGCAAUGAUCAAUUGUGUAAUGUAGAACAGUGUGCGAGUUGCAAUAAAAGACUUUAUUUUUUUUCUUUUUUAUAAUUUUCAUAUCAAAUUCCAGAGUGUACUCUUACAAUCACAAAGCUACAUCAAUUAAACUAGAGUAAAUUUCGUA